UCGUCUUUAAUAGCUUAUCCUACGCCUACCGCACUCGAGCUCUCUUCAUUGUUGUAUCUGCAACUCGAACCACAAGGAAGAAGAGAAAAUAAAAUCAAAAUGGGGGAGGAAGAGAAGAAACCGGAGGAGAAGAAAGUAGAAGAUCAGAAGAAAGUAGAAGAAGGGAAGAAACCAGAACAAGAGAAGAAGGAAGAAGCCAAGCCCGAUAAGUCAAGUGGGGAGACGAAGGAGGAGAAGAAAACAGAGGAAUCCAAGGAUUCCAAGAGUUCAGAAGAAGCCAAGGAGAAGGAGCCCCCUCCUGCACCAGAAGAAAUCGUUCUUAGAGUCUACAUGCAUUGCGAGGGGUGCGCUAAGAAGGUCAAGCGAAGCUUGAGGGGAUUCGAAGGCGUUGAGGACGUUCAGACCGAUUGCAGGACGCAUAAGGUGGUGGUUAAGGGGAAAAAGGCAGAUCCGUUGAAGGUGUUGGACAGAGUUCAGAAAAAGAGUCAUAGGCAGGUGGAGCUGCUUACUCCGAUCCCGAAACCCCCGGCCGAAGAAUCUAAGAAGGAUGAAGAGAACAAAGAAAAUGUUAAACCAGAGGAGAAGAAAGAAGAGCCGCAAGUGAUUAUAGUAGUUUUGAAGGUCCACAUGCAUUGCGAAGCCUGCUCUCAGGAAAUCCGAAAGCGCAUACAGAGAAUGAAGGGGGUCCAAGCAGCGGAGCCGGAUCUGAAGAGCUCACAAGUAACGGUGAAGGGCGUGUUCGAUCCACCAAAGCUGGUGGAAUACGUUUACAAGAGGACGGGGAAACACGCAGUGAUCGUGAAGCAGGAGCCGGAGAAGAAAGAGGAGGAGAAGGGGAAGGAAGGGAAGGAGGAAAAAAAAGAGGAAGGCGGGGAGAAAGAAAAAGAGAAAGAGAAAGGAGGGGAGGGCGAGAAGAAGGAGAAGAAAGAAGGAGAAGAGGAAGCGAAAGCAGAAGCAGCAGCCGCAGCCGCAGCAGAAGAACAAGACUCCAAGGUAGAGAUGAAGAAGAACGAGUUCUACUAUUACCCCCAUGGCUACAUCCCCAGGUACACUGUAUACCCAUACCCAUACCCUCCCCAGAUUUUCAGUGAUGAGAACCCCAACGCAUGUUCAGUUAUGUAAAAAUUGUGGAGCACCAGGGGUAGAAAUGUAAUUGGGAAACUUACCUAUUUCCCUGCUUCCCUUGGCCAGUUGCCUCUCUCUCUCUCUCUCUCUCUCCUGUCUUUACAUAUAAAAUAGGAGAUUCCUGUUUAGUUCCUCUCUCACUCUCACUCUCUCUCUCUCUAUCUAUUGCCAUAAAUCUACAGGGAAAAAACUGUAGAGUUUUGUGAGGUUUUGUACUUUUUCUCUGGUUAUAUUAAUUGUUGUUACUAUAUAUAAAUAGUAUAAAAUAUGGAAAGAAAAUGUGGUACAUGGGUUUUGUAGUUUA
Molecule: messenger RNA, 1429 nt
Organism: Nelumbo nucifera (sacred lotus)
Lineage: Eukaryota; Viridiplantae; Streptophyta; Magnoliopsida; Proteales; Nelumbonaceae
Product: heavy metal-associated isoprenylated plant protein 7-like
Molecular function (GO): metal ion binding
Source: RefSeq, a predicted model, not a curated record